Pichia kudriavzevii is the source of this 858-nucleotide messenger RNA. RefSeq lists its product as uncharacterized. The record is from RefSeq and is a predicted model, not a curated record. Gene Ontology annotation, molecular function: DNA-binding transcription factor activity, RNA polymerase II-specific. Bases 1 to 858 code for a protein of 285 amino acids. Lineage: Eukaryota; Fungi; Ascomycota; Pichiomycetes; Pichiales; Pichiaceae. The transcript has a single exon. Gene Ontology annotation, biological process: positive regulation of transcription by RNA polymerase II.
AUGUCCUCUCCCUCCUCGAACACGCCAUCAGCAGCAUCUUCACCGGCACAUUCUGUGUCUGGGAGUUUGCCGCCAAGAAAAAGAGCAAGAACAGAUGCUGAAAAGGAACAACGCAGAGUUGAAAGAAUUCUCAGAAACAGAAAGGCGGCACACGCGUCUCGUGAGAAGAAAAGGAAACAUGUUGAGAAUUUGGAAUCAUAUGUGGUUUCCUUGGAAGCCAAUCUUCAAGAAUUAUUCAAAAGACAGGAGUGUUUACUUGAAAAAUUAUCUGAUUCAAAAUGUGAUUUCGAUUUGAUUGAUAUGGUCCAAAGACCAGAAGGUUUGGUAUUAUCCUUUGAGGAAGAAAGAAGUCUAAAGAACUCCAAUAGUAAUAAAAAUGGACAAAAUGGACAAAAUGGAAACAAUAAAGAAAAGAAUUCUCCAAACUAUUCAUUUCAAGAGCCUAUUAACAAGAAGCAAAGAGUUGAAAUUAAGAAGGAAGAAAAUGAGGAAGUUGUCAAUGUAGGUUUGCUCAAUAAUGAUGAUUUGAAUCUUGAUAUAUUGACACCUCCAUGUAACGACGAUUUACCUCUUUUAUCUUCAUAUUCUUCUCCAUCACCCCCUCUCUCCAGCGGGGAUGCAUCGAAUCCUACAACUCCUUUGAAUGGCAACGACGAGAUGAAUUUGUUCACCACGGAAAGUAACAUGGAUUUCUUGAAUUAUUUAGAACCAGAUUUUACAACUGAUUCUUCAACAAAUGACCAUGAUUUUGAAGACCCAAAUUUCAAAGGAUUAGAAGUUGGUAGUUCUAUGGGUAAUAUCGGUUUGUUUAACAGUGUGCAUUCAGCAGUAAUGCAUACGUUCAGGAUUAUAUGUUGA